AUGGCUCAAGGCACUGUCCCUACACGUCGUACCACUUCACUUUCCGGAUCAGCUAGAUUAUCCUUGAGCGUGGGGAAAACAAAUAACAAUGCACCUAGUCCAGCUUCGGGGAGACAUCCAUUAAGACAGGACUGGUCAAUAUCCUAUGUUCACCGACCACCAGGCGCCAAAGUAGAAUAUGAGAAGGAAAUUAGGAAAGUAGCUACUUUUGGAUCUAUUGAAUCGUUUCUUCAUCUCUAUUCGCACAUCACACCUCCUAACGAAUUGCCUCCAGUGACGGAUAUAUUGGUGUUUGUAAGUAGGAUUGGUAGACCGGGAGUGUGGGAGGAAAUGAGAGAUGGUGGUAAAUUCACCAUCCGACUUGUUCAUCCCAUCACGCCGUUACUGUUCGAGAACCUCCUUCUAGCGCUCAUAGGCGAUCAGUUUGACGAGUCGGAUAACGUUGUAGGAUGUGUGUUGAGUGUGAGGCAGGCAGAGGAUAUUUUGAGUGUUUGGGUGGAAGAGGAGAGUGAUAGUGUUAGAAGUGGAGCUUUGAAAGAGAAGAUCCUCACCUUACUCAGUCUCCCAUCCACUACAUCCUGCGAAUACCGUGCCAAUCGAGCAUUACUCGAAGCUACCUCAAAACCACCUUACAACAAUAACAAUAACAAUAACAGUCAUAACAUCAAUAAUAAUCCAGGUUCAGUGAACAAUGAUAAUGAAUCAACGCAUCAUCACCAUAAUAAUCAUCGACAACAUCAAAACUCUCAUCAACAUCAUUCGCAUCACAACCACACGCAUGCUCAUAGGGAACACACGUAUGAGCGGGGUCAUUGGGGAGGAGGCGGAGGUGGUAGAGAGAGGAGAAAUCAAAAUCAAAAUCAAACGUCUGGGAUUGGGGCAAUAGGAGGGGAAAAGAAGGAACCUGGUUCUUGGGGGUUAUAG
Kwoniella mangroviensis CBS 8507 is the source of this 924-nucleotide messenger RNA. RefSeq lists its product as uncharacterized. NCBI's taxonomy places the organism in Eukaryota, Fungi, Basidiomycota, Tremellomycetes, Tremellales, Cryptococcaceae. The transcript has 5 exons. The record is from RefSeq and is a predicted model, not a curated record. Gene Ontology annotation, cellular component: eukaryotic translation initiation factor 4F complex. Gene Ontology annotation, molecular function: translation initiation factor activity; RNA 7-methylguanosine cap binding. The coding region runs from base 1 to 924 and encodes 307 amino acids. Gene Ontology annotation, biological process: translational initiation.